Auanema sp. JU1783 is the source of this 1122-nucleotide messenger RNA. The record is from the annotation of a GenBank genome assembly. Lineage: Eukaryota; Metazoa; Nematoda; Chromadorea; Rhabditida; Rhabditidae.
AUGAUAGGAAGCUAUCAUAUUCAUGAAAUGCUCAAGUGGAUACUGUUUCUAUGCUUCCUGGUGCAGAUUGAUUGCCGCAUAGGCUGUAAAGGAUUAACAGGAUCUAAAGUUGACUGGUUCAUCGUCUACAAACUACCUGCAGGCGAGAAAAACGCCAACCAAGGAAAAGCUUUUCUCUAUGUGGAUAGCAAGAAUCCCCAGUGGGCUCUGAGCAAAAAAGAUAUCGAAGAUGACUCGGUUGCUGUUGGAGCUACUGUUAAACAAAUCUACAAAAGAGAGCCGACCGCUUUUCAUUUGAUGUACAGUGAUGAUGGUCCUAAUACAAAAGCUGAUAGCUACCGAGGACAUUCGAAAGGAGUUCUUCUGUUCGAUUCAUCCACGGGCUUCUGGUUAGUGCACAGUGCACCGAAUUUCCCACCCACUGCAUCAUAUGCAUACCCUGCAUCUGGAGUAAAGUUCGCACAAACAUUCAUGUGUGUUUCAAUCAACACCAACGACUUAGGUAAUAUUGGAGACCAACUGCGCUUCAUUCAGGCCACACCGUUUGAUCAAAACCUCCCGGCUAAAUUUGCUACUAGAUUCCCCGUGUUGAGAAAUGUUGUCGCAAAACAAUCAUUACCUCAAUCAGCAACUGUGUUCACGUCAGUUAAGCACAUGAAAACUGUUGAUGGAGUGGUCAUUCAUAGCUUCGCCAAGCACAAAAAGUUCCAGAAAGACCUAUGGCACGAUCUCGUAGCACCCGAAAUGGGAACUAACCUGGCAGUUCAAAGUUGGUUGAAUGGAGGAGCAGCGGAUUUACAUUCUGUUUGUACUUCACAGUACAGCGUUUAUGACAUGAAAACCGUAACUGUUCCGGACCUCACUUUUAAUAGCUCAAAAGAUCAUUCCAAGUGGGCUGUUUCUGAUACUGAACGCGUUCCUUUAGUAUGUGUUGGAGAUAUAAAUAGACAAAAAUCACAACUGAGUCGAGGAGGAGGAACUUUGUGCAUACAAUCGGUUCCCUUAUGGAAGACCUAUCGCUCAACAGUUUCAGUUGUUGAGCCUUGUAAAACUAAUGGAAUAGAUCAUUGGAUAUAUUUUCUUGUUAUAUUAGUUACGAGCUUUUUCAUCUUAGGGAUAUGA